Molecule: messenger RNA, 1238 nt
Organism: Pseudonaja textilis
Lineage: Eukaryota; Metazoa; Chordata; Lepidosauria; Squamata; Elapidae
Gene: RP2
Product: RP2 activator of ARL3 GTPase
Biological process (GO): post-Golgi vesicle-mediated transport
Cellular component (GO): periciliary membrane compartment; cilium
Molecular function (GO): GTPase activator activity
Source: RefSeq, a predicted model, not a curated record
CGGUGAGGGAGAAGCCGGAAGCAGGCGCUUUAAGUAGAGGGUGGGGCGUAUUCAGUUAUAUUAACUUCGCGGGAGGCGCCGUUGAGAGCAGCUGUUUGCGGUUCGUGGUGGGUGGGUGUUCGUGUUCUGAGGUGAAGGAACAGAUUAUGGGCUGCUUCUUCUCCAAGAGGCGGAAGCAGGCCAAAGAGGCCAAGACUGCCGCCGAGGGCGGAGAUCGGAAUGGCUCUCUGUCCGCGGAGGCGGACAAACAGCCACAGUACAGUUGGGACCAGCGAGCCAAGAUUGAUCCAAAAGAUUACAUGUUUUCUGGACUCAAGAAUGAAACAGUUGGACGUUUACCUGGGAAAGUUGCAGGGCAACAGUUUGUCAUUCAGGACUGUGAGAAUUGCAAUAUUUAUAUAUUUGAUCAUUCUGCUACAAUCACUGUUGAUGACUGUAUAAACUGCCAAAUUUUUCUAGGACCUGUAAAAGGCAGUGUGUUUUUGCGUGACUGCAAAGACUGUAAGUGUGUUGUGGCAUGCCAACAGUUUCGUACUCGAGACUGUCGAAAGAUAGAAGUAUUUCUGUGCUGUACCACCCAGCCCAUUAUUGAAUCUUCUACAGGUAUGAAAUUUGGAUGUUUCCAAUACUAUUAUCCAGAACUAGCUUUGCAGUUGAAAGAUGCUGGGCUAAGCAUCUUUAACAACACAUGGAGCAAUAUCCAUGACUUCACACCAGUUUCAGGAGAAAAUAAUUGGAGUCUUCUAGCUGAGGAUGCUUUAGUUCAAGACUAUGUACCAUUGCCGACUACUGAAGAAUUAAAAGCUGUGAGGAUUUCAACUGAUGUCAACAAGAGCAUAAUUCCAAUAACCCUAGGAGGACGGCCAAAAAAAAGUGAGGAAUCUUGCUUAGUAGUGUUCUUUGCUGGAGACUAUACAACUGCAAAUGCAAGAAAGUUAAUUGAUGAGAUGACUGGCAAAGGCUUUUGGCUGAUACAGACAAAAGAAGUUUCAAUGAAAGCUGAUGAUGCUCAACGAGUGUUCCAGCAAAGAGCAUCUGAAUUCAUCCCUUUACUUGACAAAGGUCCUGUUGUUGCUUUAGAGUUUAAUGGAGAUGGUUCUAUAGCAGCCUGUCAAGACAUUGUUGUUAAUGUCUUUAGUGGAGCUAAAGUUUUUGUAUCUGAGGACAAGUUGUCUGCUUCAAGAGAAAUAGACAGUUUCUAUAAUUUUGCUGAUAUGCAGAUGGGAAUGUGAAAGAAA